Messenger RNA from Capsella rubella, 1496 nucleotides. Its product is annotated as phytochrome-associated serine/threonine-protein phosphatase 3. The record is from RefSeq and is a predicted model, not a curated record. The transcript has 10 exons. Gene Ontology annotation, biological process: peptidyl-serine dephosphorylation. Bases 216 to 1127 code for a protein of 303 amino acids. Gene Ontology annotation, cellular component: cytoplasm. NCBI's taxonomy places the organism in Eukaryota, Viridiplantae, Streptophyta, Magnoliopsida, Brassicales, Brassicaceae. Gene Ontology annotation, molecular function: protein serine/threonine phosphatase activity.
CCCCUUUGCCGUAUGUCAUUUUGUGGAACUCGAACCUCUCAUUCUCUCAUUUUCAUCUCUUCCUCUUCCGUAACCCUAACGAAGUCGCAGAUUCUCUGGUAGAUCUAUCUUGAUUCGAUUCGAUUCUUCUUUUUUCCCAGAAAAGUCGCUAUCGCAAUCGAACCAAAGAGGUUAAGUUCUUACUAGUCAGAGGUAUAUAGAGAGGCAGUGGAGCAAUGGAUUUGGAUCAAUGGAUUUCGAAGGUUAAAGAUGGUCAACAUCUCUCUGAGGAUGAGCUUCAGCUUCUCUGCGAAUAUGUGAAAGAAAUUCUGAUUGAGGAGUCAAACGUACAGCCUGUAAACAGUCCUGUCACCGUCUGUGGUGAUAUCCAUGGCCAGUUUCAUGAUCUAAUGAAGCUUUUUCAGACUGGAGGUCAUGUUCCAGAGACAAAUUACAUAUUUAUGGGCGACUUUGUGGAUAGAGGUUACAACAGCCUUGAAGUCUUCAGUAUUCUUUUACUUCUUAAAGCUAGAUAUCCAGCCAAUAUAACACUUUUGCGUGGAAACCAUGAAAGUAGGCAGCUAACGCAGGUGUAUGGAUUCUAUGAUGAAUGCCAAAGGAAGUAUGGUAACGCUAAUGCAUGGCGAUAUUGCACAGAUGUUUUUGACUAUCUUACCCUGUCAGCUAUUAUAGAUGGCACAGUUUUAUGUGUUCAUGGUGGCCUUUCCCCAGAUGUUCGGACAAUAGAUCAGAUAAGACUGGUCGAUCGAAAUUGCGAGAUUCCUCAUGAAGGGCCCUUUUGCGAUCUUAUGUGGAGCGAUCCUGAAGAUAUUGAAACAUGGGCAGUUAGUCCACGUGGAGCUGGUUGGCUUUUCGGAUCCAGGGUUACCACUGAGUUUAACCAUAUCAACAAGCUUGAUCUAGUAUGCCGCGCCCACCAGCUUGUACAAGAAGGUCUUAAGUACAUGUUCCAAGAUAAAGGCCUUGUAACUGUGUGGUCUGCACCUAAUUACUGUUACCGCUGUGGAAAUGUUGCGUCUAUAUUGAGUUUCAAUGACAACAUGGAAAGGGAAGUGAAGUUCUUUACAGAGACGGAAGAGAACAAUCAAAUGAGGGGGCCAAGGAGUGGAGUUCCGUAUUUCCUAUGAAGAAUCACGCACUAUUAUGUUUGGUGUGAUGAUAAAUGAUGAUGAAGCCAUUGCUACCAUUGGCAAUAUGUUCAGUGUUGAAAAGGUUAAUAUAUAAUUAUAUAUAUUAUCUACUGAUGGGUUUCACUUACUUCCAUUAUUUUUGUCCUCUAGGUUACAUUUUCCAUGUGAAAUUUAUAAGUCCAACACUUUGGUAAUAGUUUUAGUCGUUUUGAGUCUCUGCUUCUUCCUUUUUAUUCCCCCAAUCUUUCUUCUGUAUGUUUUUUUUUUUCCAUUGUUCACUACUUGCACUGUUUCCUCUGCAUUUUGUUGUUGUUAAGAUGACAUUAAUUCUAAAAAUAAUUAAACAUCGUUACAAGUGGGACAGUA